AUGUGCCAGCGGCCACUCUGCCACCCAGGACAAAGAAACUGGAGCGAAGAAUCUACCUGGGCAGAGGCAGAAUGUGUGACCACCCAGGGAGCAAAACUAGGACAGUUGUCAAGGAAGGGAGGGCACAAAACAGCAGCCACAGGGAAAGGUGAGGAGGCGCUCAUCGGCCCCCGGAAGAGGGCGGCAAAGUACCUGGCUCUCUCUGCCAUGCAGAAAGUCUCAAGGCCAUCCCAGGACCAAGUCCCGGACCUGCAGAUCCCUGCCCAGCCCUCCAGACCUCCCCAAGGCCAGGUCCUUACGAGUAACAGCGGCAAUCUCCGUAUGUUGGAAGACCAAGUCCUCUGUCCCAUUUGCCUGGAGGUGUUCUGCAACCCGGUCACUACUGCCUGCGGCCACAACUUCUGUAUGACAUGCCUCCAGAGUUUCUGGGACCAUCAGGCUGCCAUGGGCGAGACACACUACUGCCCCCAGUGCAGAGAGAUGUUCGCCACCCGGCCCCACCUCUCCAAGAACGUCAUCCUAGGGGAGAUGGUGGCCUGUUUCACCCAGGCCAAAGGCCAGGCCUCUCGACCCUUGUGGAAGCUGGCUGGACCCAGGGAUGUGCCCUGCGACUUCUGUUCCCCACAGAAGCUCCGGUCCGUGAAGUCAUGCCUACAGUGCAUGGCGUCCCUGUGUGAGAAGCACCUGCGCAGCCACUUCGAGGACGAGGUGUUUCAGGACCACCAGCUGCUGGAGCCCGUGUGGGAUCUCAAGACCCGCUUGUGCAGGAAGCACCGCAAGCUGCGGCGGCUGUACUGUCGCACGGAAGGCAGCUGCGUGUGUGGAGCCUGCCUGCUGGAGGAGCACAAGAACCAUGACACCACGCCGGUGGAGGAGGAGCGGGCCCGCAGGGAG
Molecule: messenger RNA, 894 nt
Organism: Castor canadensis (American beaver)
Lineage: Eukaryota; Metazoa; Chordata; Mammalia; Rodentia; Castoridae
Source: RefSeq, a predicted model, not a curated record